Leptinotarsa decemlineata (Colorado potato beetle) is the source of this 1478-nucleotide messenger RNA. Its product is annotated as complex III assembly factor LYRM7. Gene Ontology annotation, molecular function: protein folding chaperone. NCBI's taxonomy places the organism in Eukaryota, Metazoa, Arthropoda, Insecta, Coleoptera, Chrysomelidae. Gene Ontology annotation, cellular component: mitochondrial matrix. Gene Ontology annotation, biological process: mitochondrial respiratory chain complex III assembly. The record is from RefSeq and is a predicted model, not a curated record.
UCUUGUUUUGUGUUCUGUGUCACUCACUUCAAAUCAAAACUUCAAGGUUAUGAUAAAUAUGGAUUAGUGAAGUGAUACAAAGGUUAUGUAAGAAGUAAAUAUUCGAAAAAUUAACGAUAACUGAAAGAAAUGUCUCUUAAUCUGAGACGUAAGGUUCUCCAAAGCUUCAAACAAUUACACAAAACCAGGAAAUCCGUUUUCAAAGGCGACACGUACGCUCUCACCGAGGCUAGAAAGAAAAUCAAUGAUGAGUUCAAGAAAUGCAAACACUUAACUGACGUAUCUUCCAUACAGGAGAUGAUAAAAUAUUCCGGAGACGUUGAGGCAGAACUCCGGACGUGCGUAAUCCAAGCGAGGCAGGUGGCACCAGGAAAAUAUCAAGCAGAGAUCACUGCAGAUACUGUGAAAUUGGACAACAUACCUUUUAAAGAAUGCUGUAGUGAUCAAAAGUAGAAGUUAAACAUAAGUACUUUCGAUAAGGAAAAUGUUAAAUUUUGAAAUCACUGAUUCGUUACUUGGUGAAAAUCAAUAGAACUAUUCAUAAUUAUAAGUUUUCACAAUAUUACUUACUUUAUUUCAAUAUGCUUUUCACUACAUUGUAUUUUCACCAGUCCAACUGAGGAAAAGCCUAUUGGAAAUAAAGGCUAUAAUGUGAAGAUUUGUUAUUAUUAUUAUUAUGUAUAGAAAAAUGUUAAACUGUGAUACAUCUCAACCCAAGGGUUGUUUGAAAAAAAAUAAAUAUAACCAAUAUGAGAAAACAUAAAUCGGUUUUAUGUUAACCAGCUGUCGCACCCCUACGAACGAUAACUCUCAGAAGUCGAAACUCGAAAACAUAAAUGUUACCGAUAUAACUGAAAGAAAAUGUAACUGAUUUUACAGAAACAAUAAUCACCAUCUCUGAUGUGAUUUUCUAUUGGAAUAGGUAGUGUUGGAGUCAUUUUCAAUUAUCUCAAUGUUUUGUAGACCAAAAUCUGUCUCCGUCUCUUCCAAAUGAAAAAAACAGCCCAAUUUUACAAUUCUCUACUCAAAAGUUGUCUUAAUUUGUAAUGCUGCUCUUGGAAAACAGUUUUUUUGUAUUUUAAGGAGAUGAAUAAUCCAUAAGUGAAUUGAAGAUAUUCAUAUUUACACCCUCAAAAAUUAUUGUCUUGACAGUUUUUAUAUAACUACAUAUUAUAUAUUUUCAAGUAGAUAAUGAAUUUAUUGUAUGAAAUAAUUCUAUAAUAUGCAGUUGGUUAAGGGAUUCUCUCACGAAUAUUUCUACAUUCAGAGUUAUUCAAGUUGUGAAAUAUUGUAUUUUGUGUGAGAUAUAAAACUACUAUUUGGGCAAAUAUAUUACAGCACUCAGCACUUUGAAAAAGAUGUUCAUAUCAAAUAUAUAAACAGUUAUUAACACUUCUGACUCAACUUCACCAAAAGUAGAGACGUUGAUAUUUUUAUUUACUGUACUGUAUACUAAUAAAUAAAAUUCUGAAAGUACC